CAACUUUUCGCAAUUCAGUCUGAGAAUAUGGGAACAGGGACACACGACUCGUACUGGGGGAAUCCACGAGACACACCGAGUUUGCGCGAGCUGGAGCAGCUUCGCGUACUUGCAAUGUACGAAUUCGAGCCGCCACUAAGUAGCCAGGAACUCGUGGGUGCGCUGCGCGCCUGUAAUAACCGCACAGAACACGCUUACCAGUAUCUGAAGGCGAGUCGCCGCCACCAACAGUCGAUUGUGAUCCCAGCGUCGGCACCCGCUGCAACAAGCAACACCAGAAUGAUAUCACCAGAACGAGAGAAACGUCGUUUGAGUGCUUCGUCAGAGGACAAAAGCGCGCCCAGUAAGAGACACAAAGAUCUGAGCUUCUCGCUGAUGGACACGGAGGAGAAGGAAGAGGAGAACCACGAUAAGGACACGACCCCAGACACACAGCAAGGCACAGAGAUGCAAUUCACUGCUGCAAAUUGCGCGAGAGUGCAGGAAUUGCUGCUAGAGACAGUAGAGGACCGUGUGGCAGGCACUCAGCCUCUGCGCAAUCCGGACUGGGUGAACCAAGUUUGGGCGAGUCUUCAGGUGCCAGCAGUGCUGGAGUUAGCUAUGCAUCUUAACUUGACGGUGGAUGCUUUGGCCACCUGGGUGAAGGACGUGGAGACCCAGUACGCCACAGAUAUCCAAACGCGAGGCGCUGCUCUGAUCGUUGAGGUGGCAGCCAGUCUGCCACCGUGCACGGCCAGUUCCAACAAUUCAUUGGCGUUGCAGCCAAAGGACGAAGUGUUGACGAAGCAUGACAAGGAAGUCGCAGCUAUCGCACAAGCUGAGAGCCAGACAGCGGAGUUGAGUGCGUAUUCUCGCGCUAAUGCUGCGAAGAGCGCCAUCGAGUCCCUGUCUUCAGCGUGCAAGGCGUACAUGGAUCGAUUGGCUUGGCUUGCUCGGUCCGGUGAUAAAAACGGCAAAGAGACGGCUGAUGUGGGCAAAAUACUUGAAACUUUGGAUAAAAAGUUGAAAGGACUGGUGGAUAUCUGCACUCAUGACGUGAAGGAGGCAGAAUCUGCCUUGUCGGAGGCGAAGCAGAAGAAGGGAGCGAGAUCACUGCAGAUUGUGGAGUUUGUCAACAAGCGACGCCAAGAACUGCUUGAAAAGGGCGAGACAGAAGCCUGUGCUACGCUUGACUCGGUAGUUGGAGUCUGGAAGAAAGACGACGUUGAGGUGCAAGCGCUAUGGAGCUCUCGUAGCGAGUGUGAACGACAAGUAGAGGAAUCUGCGCGUGCUCUGACGGUUGCUGAACAUGCACUAGCCUUCCACAAGAACCUUCAUAUUUUAUUCAGAAAAACCCGUGAGCGGCGAGAAGAAGCACUCACGAGCUCGUCAAAGGGCCUUGAAGACGCACGCGCAAUUUCAGAGGCCCGCACGACGUCGUCUUUGGAAGAAUUUAUCCCGAUGCUCACACGCUCACUAGCCCAUUAUUAUGAAUUUCAUUCAAUUCAGCAGGCCAAAGCCAAAGAGGAACUGCAAGAACAGGAGAAAGCUUUGGCUGCCCAUAAUGAGUACUUUGGUGACUCUGCACCGAUAAAGAAGAGUGAUAUCGAGCAGCGUAUUCGCGAGUUUAUUGGGGUAACGCAGAGUUCCAUGCAAGUGAUCAUGGAGAUCGCAGAAGGUCAGCAGCAGCUUUGGGAGGACAAGCAGACGGUGUUACCGGCAUCGGUGCGCCAGAUGCUGCUUCGUGAGUUUAAGGCGUUGUGGAUGCAGCUUAGUGGGCCGAUGCAGGAUGUCAUGAAGAAGUUUGUGGCUACUAUCGAGGAAGCUGCAGGUGGCGCCGUAGCAGUGCAGGUACAAGAAGACCAGCCAGACCCUGCGGCUCCUGUGUUCGUCAAGCCGAAUGCUUUGGAUGAGCAGGUUAUUCCAGCGUUUACCGUACCGACGUUUACACACAGCCAAGCGGAGGCAGUCACACCGUACCGAACGGCGAUCUCGGCAAUUGUUGCUUCAAAAGAGGUCAGCAAUAGCCCCAAUUCGAAGAAAGAGGUGAAGAAACAUGAGCAUUCUCUGGAGAGUAUUCAGGCGGUAGUAGCUGCUGCACUAGAAAAUACUGGCAAGCACCGCAAAGCGCGCCCUGAGUUUGGCGUUGGGUCUGUUCUGUAUUCGAAGAUCACCGUGGGCGAGAGCUGCACGCAAUUUGUCCGUGGAGUAGUUCUGAAGCAAUUGGACAACGGCAUGUACCUGAUGCAUUACGAUAACGGCGACAAGUUCUCUGUGGACACCAAGUUUCUUUUCACGAAGGAGCAGAUGGAAGAGAGUCUGAAAGCUGGUGGUGUGGCGGCUCCUGAUGAGGACGCGGAAAUGGAAGACGCCGAGCAGUCGAGCGAAAGUGGUUGUGCCAUUAUGUAGUGAGCAUGCCGGGUGCCGUCGAUGUGGUGGUUUUGAUUAUUGAGUAGCUAUGCAGACUUGCGUAGUUUUUUUAACGCUAGCAACAGAAUAUUCCUGAUUAUGACAACUUUGACGUUGCUGUUGAAGUU
Molecule: messenger RNA, 2516 nt
Organism: Phytophthora nicotianae INRA-310
Lineage: Eukaryota; Oomycota; Peronosporomycetes; Peronosporales; Peronosporaceae
Exons: 2
Coding region: 28-2388 (786 amino acids)
Source: RefSeq, a predicted model, not a curated record